UCAGGGAGGUGUGUCCAAAAGAAAGAAGGAAGCAAAUGCCGCCGGCAUUCGCACACCUUCCUCGAUUUAUUACUGCGACCUUUGCAUCUUCCGGGUCUCCUUACUCCAGAAUCGCCUCUUUAGAAACUCACUUAAUCUCUGGCUUUCCCAUUCCCACACUCUCUCACUGAUUAGUUUCUUGCACCACUGGAGGUUGAAAAAUACCACAGAGAGGAAAGGAAGGGGCGGUAGUAGAAACAAGCAAAGCUCAUUCCCUGGAGGGCCUCCAGGAAAAGGGUAAUUGCCUGCUUUAGGUCGACUACCAAAAUCAGUAAUUUUGCUCCACCCCCCAGAGCUUCAGUUGCUCUUUCGCUUCCUAAUUCCGCAAGAGCAUUGGGUGACAGAAUUAUGGAGAAGCGCCUGCAGGAGGCUCAGCUGUACAAGGAGAAAGGGAACCAAUGUUACCGGGAAGGAAAGUACCGAGAUGCUGUGAGUAGGUACCAUCGAGCUCUGCUUCAGCUGCGGGGUCUGGAUCCAAGUCUGCCCUCCCCGAUACCUAAUCUAGGACCUCAGGGCCCGGCUCUCACACCUGAACAAGAAAACAUACUGCACAGCACCCAGACAGACUGCUACAACAAUUUAGCUGCCUGUCUCCUCCAGAUGGAGCCGGUAAACUACGAGCGAGUGAAAGAGUACAGUCAGAAAGUCCUAGAGCGGCAGCCCGAUAAUGCCAAAGCCUUGUAUCGGGCCGGAGUGGCCUUUUUCCACCUGCAGGACUAUGACCAAGCUCGGCAGUACCUCCUGGCUGCUGUCAAUAGGCAGCCAAAAGAUGCCAACGUCCGGCGGUACCUCCAGCUGACACAGUCAGAACUCAAUAGCUACCACCGCAAAGAGAAGCAGCUCUACAUGGGCAUGUUCGGUUAGCAGAGAGGAGCGACGCUUCUCCACCUGAACUUAGGUGAACCGAUCAAGACCCAUCCAGUGGAACCUGAGCCUCCCGGGAGAAGUGAACCCCAUCCCUCUGACCCAGGUGGAUUUCUGUCUGGUUUCUACUUCGGCCCAAACCCCUAACUGCUUACUGAGUCUGCCUCUUUUUGUUUUUGCCCCUCUGUAUGUUUGUAGAGCUUUCAAUACGUGGUAUCCUGGGGGACACUGGCCCUGAGAAAGACAACCAGGAAACACUCCUCAGCCAUGGGUGGCAUUAAUCGUAUCUACGGCACAGAUUUUACUGAUCGGUGUCAUUAGACGUGUGGGUACGCAGAGGAGAGGGCUGGCAGAGGAGGAAAUGAUGAUGGACAGGAAGGAGUUUCUUCCUGUUUCCUCAGAUGCCUUGAGCUGAAGUUUUAGGGGCCAAAAACUGGGCGAUGUGUACCUUUUGUGAAACUAGACAACUGUGAAUUGGGCCCGUAUGUGUUGUUAAAAUGAAAGAUUUGAAAUUAACCAAGUAAAGUAAUUCCUUAUUCUUCUUAAUAUUUUGUACACAUUCAGAUUCCCCCCCUAUAAAAGUAUGUCAUUGCUAUUGUUUUUCUUGGUAAUUUCUAGUCAUUGCUAUUUAUAUUUAGCUUGUUAAUAUAGUAGACUUAUUUAAUUUUUCAUUAAACUCUUCUAUUUUAAGAUCUCUGGAGUCAAGCAUUUAAAUAUUUAUUUAAUAACCCUUAGUCUUCAUGCUACAAAAACACCCAAGUAAACAUUUCAAUUUUUAAUAAGUGCAUAUAGUAUGCUUGUUUGUCUAAGACGCUUAGGAAAGGCAGACUGCUGAGUCUUCUAGAAAGAAUGCCGUAAAGCAGCAGAGUAAAAACACAGAUCUGUUCUUUGCCUGUCUGCUUGCAUGUUGCCAGAGCUCAGUUCUCUUCCAGAGGAGGCCGACCAUGAGGAAGGGAUCUCCUUUCUUAGUGCCUUUCAAGCCAAUUUUAAAACUGCCUGGAAGCUGCGAUCUGAGGCGGCCGUGCCUCGGCAGGAGGCUCCAUCCACCAGGGAGGAGCUCCUUGGUCAUUCCGCUCACUUGCCAGACGCCCUGUCCACAGCGAGUGAGUUCUGCGGAGUGGGCGGGGCCGUCUAGCACCGCCUCUGCCUCUGAGUGGAGGUGACGGUAAGCAUGUGUCAUCAGCCAUCAUACAAUCACAGACGGUUUUCAGGAAGAAAAACCGUAGUGUUGCCAAAUGUACGUGAGUUCUGCUCCGUUUACCAGUAACGCCUGGUCUCCCGAUGAACUGGGCUCCUCUGCGUCUCCCCUUACCCUUGAGUAAAGCAGCCACCAGCUCACCACGAAAGGGUUUUCUAAUAAUCGUGAAGAAGUGCAAGGACAGAACUAACAGAAGUAGAAUAUUUUAUUCCUCUUCCGAGCCUCUUACAUUUCUAAGUCUAGAUUGUUGACAAAAUUUUGUCGUGAUGCAGUUGUUUGUUUGGGGCUUGUUUUGCUUUUCAAUUUUAUCUGUGUGUGUGUUUUCAAGACAGUGUUACAGUGAGCUAUCUUCUACAUCAAUGAGGAAAAAAUAAAACUGAUAUUUAAGAGUGGA
Messenger RNA from Phyllostomus discolor (pale spear-nosed bat), 2495 nucleotides. RefSeq names its product tetratricopeptide repeat domain 9C (gene TTC9C). The coding region runs from base 388 to 903 and encodes 171 amino acids. The transcript is spliced from 3 exons. The record is from RefSeq and is a predicted model, not a curated record. Lineage: Eukaryota; Metazoa; Chordata; Mammalia; Chiroptera; Phyllostomidae. Gene Ontology annotation, molecular function: protein binding.